UGAUGGGAGGGUGAAUGAGGAUUGUGGAUGUGAGAGGAGUGUUUUUGAGCAUCAGAGUUGUGGUGAAGGGGGUAGGAGUCGUAUUCUCAUAUCUCAAGAACAAGUGAUGGAAAGUGGUUGUACUGAGGAGUUGCAAGAUCCUACAGAUAAUGGACUAAAUACAUCUGAAUUAGAAAUUAACCAUCAAUGCGAUGAAUUUAGAAAGAAUAUCAAAGAAAAAUUGGGCAAAAGAUUAGAAUCUCUAAAUAAAAAUCUUGAACCAGUAGAUUAUUCUUAUCCAACUCAAAAUUUCACUGAAUCAAUCUCAAAAUUAAAACAAUCUCAAAAACUAAAAACCUCGAAACUCACAGAUCAGAUAUCUACUCUUUCCGAUCAUCUUCAGACUGUAGGAUCCACUCAUGACCUCAAAAACAGAGAAUUUCUAGAAUUACGAACUCUAAACAAAUCUAUCAAAAAUUCUCUUCUUCGCCCUCAAAAAUCAGUUUCAAAUUCUACCCUUCAAGUACUCCAAAAUGAGAACCAAAAUCUUCGCCAGAAGCUCAAAAUGAAAACCCUUAAUAUCACAAUUAUCAGAAAUGAUGUCCAAAAGGCUCAAUCUGAUCACCAUGAUCUUCUCAACUCUGAAUUUGAAAAAAUCCAGCUUCGCCAAGCACAGCUUGGUGCUGUUGAGUUGGAACACGAGCAAACCAAACAACAAGUAUUACAUCACAAGAACGAUCUCAACAAAACUGACCGAAAUCAAAAAUUAUUAACAAUUAAGGAGAAGGCAACCAAGCAAAAGCUAGAGUUAAUCAAGGAUAAAGGAAAAGGACUCAGAAACCAACUAAUGGAAGUUGAAUCUGUUUUAGCACCAAAGAUAGAAGCUCUGCAUGAGAAGUUAGACAACCAGAAAGUUGAUAUUGCGGACUUACAACAACAGUAUCAGAAAACAGACCAAGAAAACGAACUCUUAAAAUAAAAUUUUGGCUAAACAUCAGAAAAUGGCUGAAGCUUUGAAAGGAUAUGUAAAGAAAUAAAGAAAAGCUUCGUAAAAAGUAUGCAUCAUUAACUUCUGAUCAUUCGCUCAUUGAUCCUUCUCAAAACCCUCAAUAUAUGCUUUUUAAGGAAUCUACCAACAUAGACAAUGCUAUGGCUCACUUGAUUCCUAAGGAGAAUUCUUUUGGACAUCAUAAUCCGGAAAUUCUUUCUUUACUAGAGAAAAUUCUAGAGGUUACUUCUCAAACUUCUGGAAUUCAAGUAGAUACCGACUUUCACAACCAAAUAACAGACAUUUGCAAAGUCCCUAAAAUUUCAAAGGAAAUAUCUGAAAUCUCCAAAGAAAUUGAUGCAAUGAAAGAAAAGAAGAGCGCGAUAGAAUCUAAGAUCCAAACCUUCGAUGAUGAGAUUGGAGAUUUAAAUGAAAAAUUACAGAAUAAAGAAAGCAGAAUCAAAGAGCUUCAAGAACUUUUGGACCAAUCAACUGAGAUAAAACUUAGGUCCAAUCACAAGAAGAACCAUAAGAGUGAGGCUGAUAUAUCUCUUACUUCAAAGAAAUUGAGCAUUCCUAUGAGACUUUCUGACCUCACUGAACCUCAGAAGGCUGAUGUUAAGAGCAAAAGAGUCGAAGAAUGGACUAAUAAAUACAAGAAAUUAUUUAGAGGAGCUGGGAAAGUAAAGAAUAUCAAGACCAAAGUCGUCAAUAGAAAAGAGCCUAAGCCUCACAAAAGAGUUGUCACUGAAAUCCUCAAAGGUAAUCCUGAGAUAACAAGGUCAAGAUCUGGAGGAAAACUUAGAAACUCUAAAGGCAUUCAGAAUUUCAGAUCAUUUAAUAUGCACAAAGAGAUACGGAAGACACCGAAAUUAGAUAAGCUUAUGAUUGAUGUGCCUCCUCUUCCAAUACUUUCUGAGGCUAAGACAAAAAGCAUUGGUUCAAACUUUUUGAGUCCGAAUGAUCUGUUUCGAUAUAAGCUAGAGCCUAAACAAUAUUAUGAUGAUAUUUUAAACCCUUUCAGGACAAGAAACCAUAAGAACCAUAUGAAAACAGGCUCUCAUGCAUCAUCAAGGAGAUCCCCUUCGUGAAGCUCUCGAAAGUCUUCAAUGUGGAGUGAAGUCACUGUACAACCUAAUUUUCAAGAAAUACUUGAUAAAGUGAAUGAAAUGACUGACAUUGUAAAAUUCACCCAUAUCCAAGGAAAUAUGUUCCAAUAUGGAACAAAGCAAGUUUAUUUGAUUCACAAAUCAAAAUGCAUUUAUGCUCGCACUGGAGGAGGAUACAUCAAAGUCAAAGAAUAUCUGAGGAAAAAUAAAACGAUCGAAGAAAGAAAAUUGUUUGGAAAAGGACAUAUCAAGCGAUUGAACUUUGCAAAUAUUUCAAAGAGGAAAAAAUUCCAGAAUCUCACCCCUAGAGAUGUCCCAACUAUAAAGCUAAAAAGUAGUGAUACUGUCCGGAAAGAGUAUUCCGACAAAAUCCUUGAUACAAUUCCUGAUGAUAAGUAACGCUCAUCUUUAC
Messenger RNA from Moneuplotes crassus, 2488 nucleotides. The record is from the annotation of a GenBank genome assembly. Lineage: Eukaryota; Ciliophora; Spirotrichea; Euplotida; Euplotidae.